UCGCGCGAGCGGCCGAAAAAGCCGGCGGUGGCACAGGUCGUCCCGCCGAUCCCGCAGCGCCAGAUCCGCGGAACGACGCCGGUCGCGACGCGACUGCGGCGUAGGGUGGUAGCGGGGAGGGGGACGGGCAUCUUUUGGAAAUUGCGUCUUUCCACCCGCGACGGAGCUCUCGCCGAUGGGGCGCAGUGCCGUAACCGGCGCGCGAUGGCGCCCGGAACGAGGGUUAAGGGUACCGGGUCUGCCCUAGCUAACCGAGGCGGCGUGUAACGGGUUCGUUCUCGGGCGUGUAACGGGUUCGAGUCCUCUUUCUCUGUUUCUCGCCCUCUUCUUGAUCUCCUUUCGUUUCCGUCCUAUCGCAGAAACGACGGCGCGUUGUCACGCGAAUACCGUUUUCCCUUUCGUUCGAUAUACAUGCGCGGCAUAAUAAGAGGAUCGAGAGGCGCGCGAAGAAGAGAAAUGCGAUUCGAACUAACUGAACGGCGAUGCGAAUCGGAGCGACGCGCGCGCGCGCGCGCACGCUUUAGUUUAGCCCGGUCGAGGAUCAUCGCGCUCACAUGAUCUCUGAACUCUGACCCUCGAGUUUCGCUACAAAUGACAAUCUUCAGACUCUUCAGAGUAAUCUCUGCGUAAACUUAUGGCAUUGAGGUACUCGCUUCCCGCUAUCACGCGAGCUGAAAUUUCGAGCUUCCGAGAUGUUGAUUCGUGGGUCAUUCCGUUUGUCACCGGAAAGAAAGAAGGCAGGCAAGAAAGAUCGGCGUGCCGAAAAAAAAAUGCGAACGUGUGGCGGGCGGCGCGGCCGCUACGGUCCUGACGGCUCUCGCGACUGUCAGCGAGCGACAGUGCGCCGGACGCUCGCUUGACUCAGGGAGUGCCCGAUGUAAAGUGUAAGUGAAGUGGCCUACAGACCUACAUUUGUCUAACGUUCCAUUUUUUCACGGGUCGACGGGAACGGAAGGUUAACGAAUAUCGCGCGCGUAACCCGUUCGCUCUUUUCCACGGUGAAGCGUGGCGCGUGUGCGGGUGCCUACGAUGCCGCCGUCCCGUGAUAUACCGACGUUUGACUGACAAAACGGACGGAAGAGAGAGACCGAGAGAGAUAGGUAGAUAAAGCAGACGAGGACGGAGUGAGCGGCCAGAGCGAGCGAGCGAGUUAAACCGUGGCGGUGGUGCAGUUUCGAGUGUAGGUGUUCUUCCGAGGAGAAGUGCGAGCGCUCGCGGGAACAACGUGCGGGAGAGGUGGAGGGAAUCCUGUCUGUCCGUUUGUCUUGCCUGUCCGUUUGUCUGUCUGUCCGUCUAUCCGCCGGGACACGCAAGGCCCGGAAUGGCUGCGAGGAUAGGGGACGACGGGGGUGAGAUAUCCGCGACGGUCCUCGACGAUAAUGCCGGCGGCAUCGUGACGACGGCGGGCCCCCUCGCGGAAUCGUCCACGUCGUCUUCGUCCUCCUCCUCCGCCACCGCCGCCGCAGCCGUGGUGCCAACGGUGAUCCUGACGGAGAGUACCGCUACGAGCGCCGGUAGACUGCCCUUGACGGGAUCGCAACAACAGAGCAACCUGCAUCAAGUGCAUCAGCAGCAGCAGCAGCAGCAACAACAACAACAACAACAGUCGCGACAGAGAGUCAACCUGAUCGCCGACGUAGUCGUCAAUGAUGUCGCAGCAAAGACAGACUGGGACAAGUGGCAAGCCAGUUCCGACUCAUUCAAAAUGCAGGUGCUAAACAAAGCGACAAGCGUGAGGAGAAACGGAGUCGAUUAUCUUUCCACAAAUUAUCGAAAGAAUAUUUCUAAAAAAAUACCUGAAGUUUGA
Molecule: messenger RNA, 1807 nt
Organism: Temnothorax curvispinosus
Lineage: Eukaryota; Metazoa; Arthropoda; Insecta; Hymenoptera; Formicidae
Product: AT-rich binding protein-like
Exons: 3
Coding region: 1322-1807 (161 amino acids)
Source: RefSeq, a predicted model, not a curated record